Molecule: messenger RNA, 1430 nt
Organism: Clupea harengus (Atlantic herring)
Lineage: Eukaryota; Metazoa; Chordata; Actinopteri; Clupeiformes; Clupeidae
Gene: ackr4a
Product: atypical chemokine receptor 4a
Exons: 2
Coding region: 82-1395 (437 amino acids)
Biological process (GO): calcium-mediated signaling; G protein-coupled receptor signaling pathway; cell chemotaxis
Cellular component (GO): external side of plasma membrane; membrane
Molecular function (GO): scavenger receptor activity; C-C chemokine binding; C-C chemokine receptor activity
Source: RefSeq, a predicted model, not a curated record
AAACUGGAAUCCGGGCUAUGAACGUGCUGUUGAAUAUCCCCAUUUGGUUAAAUGCAUAUGCAUUUUGGAUAGUGACUGAAAAUGAAACCCCACCCAACACUGUUUUUCUCCUUCUCUCUCUCUCUCUGGUACACACACACACACACACACACACAUCUACCAUAUCUCCUGGGCAGCAUUCAGACUGAUGUUGGUGUUCACAGGACAAGGAAUGUCAGCCUGAGAGGAGCCCAUCUCUGCAUACCACCACCAACAGAGGAAAAGACCAAAAGAUCGCAGAAAAACCCAGCCAAAAAAAUGGAAGACUACGAGGACUACAGUUACCACGACAACACCAGCGACAAUGACAGCUACGAGGACUACCACACCGUGUGCGAGAAGCACGACGUGCGUUCUUUUGCCGGCGCCUUCCUGCCGGUGGUGUACUCCAUCUCCUUUGUUAUAGGGGUGGCGGGCAACGCGAUGGUGGUGGCUGUGUACGCCUACCACAAACGACUGAAGACCAUGACUGAUGCCUUUGUGGUCCACCUGGCUGUGGCGGACCUGCUGCUCCUGUUCACGCUACCUUUCUGGGCCGUGGACGCUGCUCGGGGCUGGCAGGUGGGGGCGGUGCUGUGCAAGCUGGUCUCGGCUCUCUACACCAUCAACUUCACCUGCAGCAUGCUGCUCCUGGCCUGCAUCAGCGUGGACCGCUACCUGGCCAUCACCGCCGUGGGUCGGGACCGGGGACAGGGCAGGGGCUUCAGGCCCAGCUACUGCAGCAGAGUGUGCCUUCUGUGCUGGGUCGCUGCGUUCACGCUGGGCGUCCCAGACUUGGUGUUCUCUACAGUGGUGUCCACGGUCAGCGGGAGGACGGCCUGUUUGGCGGUCUACUCCCACGAAAUGGUCCCCGUGACCCGAGCCUGCCUGGAGGUGGCGGAGGUGCUGCUGGGGUUCCUUCUUCCCUUGACAGUGAUGCUGUUCUGCUACUCGCGAGUGGUGUGCACCAUAGGGGUGCUGCCUCUGGAGAGAAGGGGACGAAAGUGGAAAGUCAUCCGAGUGCUGCUGGCUGUCGUGGGGGUCUUUGUCAUCACCCAGCUGCCCUACAACGUGGUGAAGUUCUGCCGGGCGAUGGACUCUGCGUACGCACUGGUGUCACACUGCGAGGUGAGCAAAGCUCUGGACCGAGCCGCCCAGGUCACAGAGAGUCUGGCUCUGACCCACUGCUGCCUGAACCCGGUCCUGUACGCCUUCAUCGGGUCGUCCUUCCGACAGCACGUGCUGAAGUUUGCCAAAGGCCUCGAAGAGAGGAGGAGGAGGAGGAGGAGGACAGGUUCUAUUGAGACAGAGCAGGGAGUAGACAUAGACUUAAACUCCCACGCAGGGUCUCAGGAGACCAGCACAUUCUCCAUUUGAACAGUGGAAGGGUGGGACAAAGGAAGGGAAAGGUU